AUGCCCCAACACCCCCACCUCCUCAACACCCCCACUUCCUCAACACCCCAACACCUCCACCUCCUCAACACCCCAAACUUCCCCAACACCCCAAUGCCCCCACUUCCUCAACACCCCAAACUUCCCCAACACCCCCACCUCUGCAAUAUCCCAACACCCCACCUCCUCAAAGCCCCAACACCCCCACUUCCACAACAACCCAAACCUCCCAAACACCCCCACCACCCCAAUGCCCCAACACCCCCACUUCCUCAACACCCCCACUUCCUAAACACCCCAAACUUACCCAACACUCCAACACCCCCACUUCCUCAACACCCCAAACUUACCCAACACCCCACCUCCUCAACACCCCCAACACUCCCACCUCCUCAACACUACCACCUCCACAACACCCCCACCUCCUUAACAUCCCCAACACCCCGUCCCCUCAAUGACCGCAACACCCCCACCUACUUAACACCCUCAACAGCCCCACCUCCUCAAAGCAUUAAAACCUGGGAGAUAUACACAUCCCCAACACCCCACCUCCUCAACACUCCCACUUCCUCAACACCCCAAACGUCCCCAAUACCCCAACACCCCCACCUCCUCAAAGCCCCAACACCCCCACUUCCACAACAACCCAAACCUCCCAAACACCCCCACCACCCCAAUGCCCCAACACCCCCACUUCCUCAACACCCCCAGUUCCUAAACACCCCAAACUUACCCAACACUCCAACACCCCCACUUCCUCAACACCCCAAACUUACCCAACACCCCCACCUCCUCAACGCCCCCAACACUCCCACCUCCUCAACACUACCACCUCCACAACACCGCCACCUCCUUAACAUCCCCAACACCCCAUCCCAUCAAUGA
Molecule: messenger RNA, 864 nt
Organism: Oncorhynchus gorbuscha (pink salmon)
Lineage: Eukaryota; Metazoa; Chordata; Actinopteri; Salmoniformes; Salmonidae
Product: vegetative cell wall protein gp1-like
Exons: 1
Coding region: 1-864 (287 amino acids)
Source: RefSeq, a predicted model, not a curated record